This is a messenger RNA of Mytilinidion resinicola, 875 nucleotides long. RefSeq lists its product as uncharacterized. Bases 202 to 564 code for a protein of 120 amino acids. NCBI's taxonomy places the organism in Eukaryota, Fungi, Ascomycota, Dothideomycetes, Mytilinidiales, Mytilinidiaceae. The record is from RefSeq and is a predicted model, not a curated record. The transcript has 3 exons.
GGAACGGGCCAGUGCAGAGGCAGAGUUUUUCUUUAGCCGUGAGGAGUUUUCUUGAAGCUUGCCUUCGAGCCAUCGGCUUUCCUGCCCGCAAUCGCGGGUCUCAUCUUAUCAGAUCAGAUUUUAAUCCCAGCCCGAACGUUUUCUCCAGCACGCCAAGUUCUUCAAUUCUCCACCAGCACCACCUCCCCUACGAACGAAGCUAUGUCUGUCGAAGCCGUCACGGCGCCUGUUGAGGCUCCUGUCACCAGGCCUGCGGUUCAAGGAAUCCGCAUAAAUGGCAAGCAAUGGCACGAAAAGAGGGCACCCCUCCGUAAGAAUGCCGGUUUGACCUCGUACCAAAAGCGCGCCGAAGACACCAAAAUUCUGGCCGCAAUCAAGGCGAAGGAGAAGGAAAUGAAGGAUGAGAAGGAAGCCGAGCGACUAAGACGCGCGGAGAUUAUCAAAACCAGGAGAGCAGCUAAGGCAGAGAAGGAACGAUACGCGCAGAUGGAGGAGAAGAUGCACAAGAAGAGAGUCGAGAGGCUAAAGAGGCGGGAGAAGCGGAAUAAGAUGCUGAAGUCUUGAUGAACUAUACCCCCCAGAGAUUGCGUGUGGACUUCUUUUAUUCUCGAGGGGCAUUUGCUUACGGAUGCAUGAGCUAUGAAACAUGGGCUGUCCAUAUUGGGAUGAUGGCGAUACAAGGAGCAAUCAACGGAAAUCUUUCCGGCAGAAUUGCUGUAUCCAACCGGGUCUGAUCUGACGGAUCUACAUGCAGUAUAGUUGCUCAUACUGUCUACAGACUCGGGAAGAGUUCUAGCAUGGGGAUGAAGAGUUGCAUAUGAGUCUUCACGGUGCCAGGAAGUUGCAUAUGGACCAAGAGCUCUAAGCUAGAGGGG